UAUGCCCUGUCCAUAACCAGCCGAGACGUGUCUAAGCUACAACACAGAAUGUGAUGCAGUACUCGGUGCACGUCACCGUUUUAGUUUAGGAGAUAACAGACGACAGGGUAAUUUUCGUCUCGUUUUAUCUUACGCUCCGGCGGCCGGGGAGAGUGAAAACACCGCUGUCACUGCGAGUUGUCUCGCGUUUUAAGAUCUGAGAUAAUUUGCACUAUUUCUGUUGUGAUGCCGUUGUAGAUCCGAUUGUCUCCGCCGAGGCCAGACGAUUCUGUCAUCCUCAGUGGUUCGGCAUGUAGGCCGUGGAAUGAAUAGUUGCCUCCUUCAGCACUUGUUCUCUUUGUCGAUAUCCCAUCGGAAUUUACUCCUCGGUACUAACAGUAAACAGGCUGUAUUGUGGGCCGAGAGCGGAGGUUGCCCCGGUUGAACUGCGCUCCGCUUCAGCGUGGUCUCUCACCCUUGGAGUUUGAAUAAUUGUGUGCAGUGCACCACAAAAGCAGCCGGCCUACUUCUCCGAGGUUGUACUAGAGCAGUACUCGGUGAAUUUUGCAUUCAACGGGGCAGGCUGAUGGUCCGACUUUUACCCCCUUCAUGUUUAGAAGUGGGGUGAUGGCGACAGACGGUUCGAGGUCGAUGUAAACAUCGCCCACGGGUCACGAGAUGGACCGUGAGGUUGGAUAAAACAAGCCCCGGGCGAGACGAGUUUAUGGAGGGGUCAGCCACCAUCAACCGCCGGUGCUCGCUGCGCAUUUUCACGCUGGCUUGACUUCAGCAUUUUCUGAGCUCUUGAUGUCUGGUGGGGGAAAAAAUCACCCCUUGUAUAAAUACAGUAUAUGCAUGCCGUACUCCGGCGCACUCUCAUAUCACUCUCAUAAUAAUGCGGACCGUUGGAUAAAUAUGCGACAGGAAUUCGCAAUAUUGGAUGCUGUUCUUCAAAAUAACAAGACGGCGUUUUAUCAUGCACAUGCCAUACUGGCGGUAUGCACGCGGGAGUGACGCAAAGACGGGGGCAGGCAGGUGAAGUUAUGACAGCAUAAGAACGGUGUAAUCAACCAAUUGAUAAUGUCUCACGUAUAACGCCACAGUGUCAGUUGAUGACGAAGUGACGGGAAUUUAAUAUCCUUGUCAGAACUGGCGACGGAGAUGGUACGGCUCAGAGCGGUCCGUCGUUACUGGAAACUGCUGCAACCAGUCUAGUUUCCUGACUACCUUUAAUUAAUGGAUUGUACCAAAGCGAACUCUGUGGCUGAAAUCGAGUACACCGUAUGGGACAAGAGGGGGCGCACUAUGAUCACGAUAGCCCGAUGUCCGUGACUCCAUGGAUCAGCGGGACACUCGUCAUCAUGUGCUUCCAGAACCCAAUCACUGGCAGGAGUUGCGGUCCAUGUAGCAUGCUGUUCUUCGCCUCCUUCUACUCCUUCUUAAUCUGUUUCUUCUUCUACUACUACGUCGAUACCUCUGGAGCGGACGUAUCCAGCGGCGGGGCUGCGUUUUUCGCCCGCGGGCCGCUCUCCUGCCCGUUCCCCCGGUGCUACCCUCACCUCUUACGGAAGAUCCCCAAGAACGAGACGUUCCAGAGGCACCGGCAGCAGAUGAUGGUGCCCAUAUCUGUGCCAGACCACAAGCCGUUUGAACUCCGAUGCCACACAUGCGCACUGGUGACCAGCUCCGGUCAGCUCUUAGGCAAGAGGGCGGGCAAGGCCAUCGACGCCACGGAGUGCGUGAUCCGCAUGAACGACGCCCCCACGCGGCGCUACGAGGCAGAUGUCGGCUCGCGCACCACCGUCAGGGUCGUGGGUCACUCCAACUUCCGGCCCACCUUCCAGAACAAGCCCAGCAACCAAAAGACUCACUUCAUGUACGAGAGGACCAAGAGCGAGAACAUCAUCAUCGCCUGGCUGUACGCCACCAACGUCUACAAGAACCCGGCCUACCGGUUGAUACUCAACUACUCGCAGCUGUACAAGAAUGUCAGCUUCUACAUGCACACGCUGGCCAUGAUGCGGUACAACAACGAGGUCUUCCACAACGAGACCGGCAUCACCAGGACCCAGGCCAAGACAUGGCUGACCACCGGAUGGCACACGAUGUUGCUAGCCUUGGAUAUGUGCGAUGAUCUCAUCGUGUACGGAAUGGUGUACGGAGACUACUGCUUGGAGCACCCAAACGAUUCCACGCCAUACCAUUACUACGGCAACGCGGGCAACACCACGCGCACCGAGUGCGGCUACUACAUGAAGAGCGAGGAGCGACUGACAAGCGGCCAUCUCUUCGUCACUGAGAAGUUCAUCUUCGCCCGCUGGGCCCAGAAGUACAACAUCAAGUUCAUCCACCCGAGCUGGAAGACUCCGAGCGAGGCCGACAACCGGACUGGGCUGGACUCCCCCUUCAUGAGGCUGUACCGGGAGAAAUACGGCUGGAACAGGACUAAAGACGCACCGGCGGUGGUCGUUGCCGGUGCGGGCAGCGGGAAGAACCGGCCGGACGCCGGGGCAAAGCACAGCGGCGAGAGCGAGAGAGCCUCGCCGAGGAACGGUGCUGGGGACCCGCUGAUGGGGAACCCCAAAGACGGUGCUGAGAGUCGGGAGGAUGCGGACUAUGCCUUCCUGAUGGUGGGAGGUCGCAAGAUCAGAAGACAAAAAGAGAUGGUUACGGAUUCUGACAGCUGAUAAUAAUCGAUGAAGAGAAAGAAAAAAACUCAAAGUGAGAGAUGAUGUUCUUGAUUGCAAUAUGCCAAGACGUUGGUAGCUGCAGCUCUGUGGGUGGUUAUUUUUCAGACGAUUCAAAAUGUUACGUCGUGCCAAAGUGUGAUGAGUUUGUUCGAAGUAGUGAAUGGAUGGAGUAAAAUAUAUCAAUCAAUAAAUACUCCCCGAUCUCUCACUUCUAGUUUCCACACUUCUUUCCUUGAGUUCUUGCUGCACCUAUCUUCCCAUGUUUGGCAGUGAGGCAGUAACGCUGGUCACAAGACCCGUCCUGUAUUAUCACCCUCGUUAAUUUCAUCGGAGCAGUUGGACUUUUUACCCUGUUCUGUGUUAUGUCCUGCGCUGCCUUGCUGAUCUCGGCAGCUGCUAACUGCCCUGCAGCGACUUGCAGUAAACUGCUAGUACAUAUCAGAGCAUCAUUGCUGCACGUUAUUACCACAGUUUUCCAUCUCACGUAGAAUCUAAUGCCGGUUGAAUCUCAAAAGAACCAGCAGUAUACCGACUCUGGUGUACACAGCAGCCGAUCUGUGCAUGGGGCAAGGUGGACACUGAGAUGUUUCUAAAUCAAGUUUUGUUUUCUAUUCCUUUGGCGCCUACAACUUUCUGUAACAAAAAAAGAGAGAUUUGUCAUGGGAAUUUGCUUGUCCAAAAUUACUGAACAUCCCACGCUUCCCAAAAUCGGGAAUGAGACCACGCCUGUUGCAGUUGGACAACAUGUUGCCGGCCGAGUGGAUUCCGUGCAUUAGAACGCCCUCAGCGGUACAAAUGCACCAUCACUAAAGGACACUUGGGAUCCAUUUUGUUGUCGCGUGAUGCGUCCUUCAUUGGCCAUCGUUGGUUGACCAAAGAGCGCCAUCUGUAUUUCAUGCACGGAGCGAAUGAAACAAAUGUGAUUGGUCGAGAACAAAAUGGAUUAAAAAUCAACUUCAGUAAUUUUUGUUUAUUGUGUAUGAUAUACCUCCUAGCGGAAUGAAAUAUUGUAGUAGUGAGUUUCAGGGUAUUUUAAUAUUUUCAUGCAAAACCAAUAUUAUAAAUAUAUAGCUAAAUAACAUACUCUGUAUUAUAUUGAAUUAUUUAAUAUCAAAGUUGGUCUGUAAUUAGUAUAAAUAGUUAUUUUAAACACCAACGAAUUUGAAACAUUAUGAAAUAUACUAUUCCACACUAUGUACUUAUCGUAUACAAUAACAUAUGUAAAGUAUAAUUUUUUGUUUUGUUUUAAAAGGCACACGAUAUGCAAUAUAUAUUAAAUAAACAGUAAGUUAUGUCAACAAA
This is a messenger RNA of Patiria miniata (bat star), 3971 nucleotides long. Its product is annotated as alpha-N-acetyl-neuraminyl-2,3-beta-galactosyl-1,3-N-acetyl-galactosaminide alpha-2,6-sialyltransferase-like. The transcript has 6 exons. Gene Ontology annotation, molecular function: sialyltransferase activity. NCBI's taxonomy places the organism in Eukaryota, Metazoa, Echinodermata, Asteroidea, Valvatida, Asterinidae. The coding region runs from base 1263 to 2666 and encodes 467 amino acids. The record is from RefSeq and is a predicted model, not a curated record.